Molecule: messenger RNA, 4196 nt
Organism: Lepus europaeus (European hare)
Lineage: Eukaryota; Metazoa; Chordata; Mammalia; Lagomorpha; Leporidae
Gene: TYK2
Product: tyrosine kinase 2
Exons: 25
Coding region: 256-3786 (1176 amino acids)
Biological process (GO): peptidyl-tyrosine phosphorylation; cell differentiation; intracellular signal transduction
Cellular component (GO): cytosol; cytoskeleton; membrane
Molecular function (GO): non-membrane spanning protein tyrosine kinase activity; ATP binding; cytokine receptor binding
Source: RefSeq, a predicted model, not a curated record
GGGAGACGGCGUCUCGGCGGCGUACUGGCAGCAGCUCCUCCGCGGGGGCCGGGCGGGGUCCCGGGUUCGAGCCGGAGUCCCGGGAGAAGGGCCCGCGGGGUCAGUGACAUGCAGAACCUCGAGGACACGCCGCAGCCCUCACUGUCCCCAGCGCCAUUCUCCAGAUGGGCAGACUGAGCCCGCGAGCGGCCGAGCUGACGCGGGGGAGAGCAGGACCCCCUCCCCCACCCGCACCCCUACCCAGCUGUCAAGACCAUGUUUCUGUGCCAGAGAAGAGCCGGCUCCAGGGGCAGCCUGGCGGGCGCGGCUGCCGCUCAGCCCCUGGCUGCCGGGGGAGGCCUGCGGGUGCUUCUGCACUGGGCUGGCCCCGGCGGCGGCGAGCCCUGGGUCAUGUUUGGAGAGGUUUCGCUGACUGCUGAGGAGAUCUGUGUCCGCGUCGCACACAGGAUCGGCAUCACUCCACCCUGCUUCAACCUCUUUGCCCUCUUCGAUGUCCAGGCCCAAGUCUGGCUGCCCCCAAACCAUGUCCUGGAGGUGUCCAGGGACGAGACUCUGACCCUGUAUUUCCGGAUGAGGUUUUACUUCCGGAACUGGCACGGCAUGAAUCCUCAGGAGCCGGCUGUGUACCGCUGUGGGCCCCCUGGGACCGAGGCUCCCUCAGAACGGCCAGAGCAGGGGGUCCAACUCCUGGACCCGGCCUCGUUUGAGUACCUUUUCGAGCAGGGCAAACACGAGUUUGUGAAUGACGUGGCCUCGCUGUGGGAGCUGUCCAGUGAGGAGGAGACGCACCGCUUUAAGAACGAGAGCCUGGGCAUGGCCUUCCUGCACCUGUGCCACCUGGCUCUGUGCCGCGGCGUCCCGCUGGAGGAGGUGGCCAGGAAGACCAGCUUCAAGGACUGCAUCCCGCGCUCCUUCCGCCAGCACAUCCACCAGCACAACGCGCUGACCCGGCUGCGCCUGCGCAGCGUCUUCCGCAGGUUCCUGCGCGCCUUCCAGCCCGGCCGCCUCUCGCAGCAGGCGGUCAUGGUGAAGUACCUGGCCACGCUGGAGCGCCUGGCGCCCCGCUUCGGCUCGGAGCGCACGCCCGUGUGCUGCCUGCGGCUGCUGGCCCAGGCCGACGGGGAGCCCUGCUACAUCCGGGACCACAGGCCGGCCCCCGCAGACCCCGGCCCCGAGGCCGCGCCGGGACCCCCCACCCACGAGGUGCUGGUGACAGGCACGGGUGGCAUCCAGUGGCGGCCGGUCCCGGCCGAGGGUCCCGGUGGCGGCAGAGGCAGUGGCCGGGCCAAGCUGUCGAGGAAGCAAGGCGAGGCCCACGCGGUGGGCGACCCAGCAGGGGACAGGCCGCGCGAGCCGCCCUGGGCCUACUUCUGCGACUUCCAGGACAUCACCCACAUGGUGCUGACGGAGCGCCACGUCCGAAUCCACCGGCAGGACAACCAGUGCCUGGAGCUGAGCCUGCCUUCCCGGGCCUCCGCCUUGUCCUUCGCUGCGCUGGUGGAUGGCUACUUCCGCCUGACCGCGGACUCCAGCCACUACCUGUGCCACGAGGUGGCCCCCCCACGGCUGGUGAUGAGCAUCCAGGACGGGGUCCACGGACCCCUGCUGGAGCCAUUCGUGCAGGCCAAGCUGCGGCCCGCAGACGGCCUCUACCUCAUCCACUGGAGCACCAGCCACUUCCACCGCCUCAUCCUCACCGUGGCCCAGCACGACCCGGGCCCCGGCCUGCAGAGCCUGCGUCUGCGCAGGUUCCCCAUCGAGCUCCGGGACGGGGCCUUCGUGCUGGAGGGCUGGGGUCGCUCCUUCGCCAGCGUGCGUGAGCUGCGGGCCGCCCUGCAGGGCUGCUCGCUGCGGGCGGGGGAGGACUGCUUCUUGCUAGGCCGCUGCUGCCUGCCGAAGCCUGGAGAAAUCUCAAACCUCAUUGUGACGCGGGGACCCCGGGCCAGCUCCAGGCCGCCCAACCUCAGCCAGCUCAGCUUCCACCAGGUCCGGCAGGAUGACCUCCGGCAGCUGUCACACUUGGGCCAGGGCACAAGGACCAAUGUGUAUGAGGGCUUGCUGCGAGUGGGGGGCCCUGAGGAGGCCCAGGUGGACAUUGGGGAGCCCCUGACCCCUGGUGGAGGCCAGGAGCUUCGAGUGGUGCUUAAGGUACUGGACGCCAGUCACCAUGACGUCGCCCUGGCCUUCUAUGAGACCGCCAGCCUCAUGAGCCAGGUGUCCCACAUGCAUCUGGCUUUUGUGCACGGCGUGUGUGUGCGUGGCUCGGAGAACAUCAUGGUGACCGAGUACGUGGAGCACGGGCCCCUGGAUGUGUGGCUGCGGCGGGAGAGGGGCCGGGUGCCCAUGGCCUGGAAGGUGGCGGUGGCCCAGCAGCUGGCCAGCGCCCUCAGCUACCUGGAGGACAAGAACCUGGCCCACGGUAACGUGUGCGGCCGGAACAUCCUGCUGGCCCGGCUGGGGCUGGCCGAGGGCACCAGUCCCUUCAUCAAACUCAGCGACCCCGGCGUGGGCCUGGCCGUCCUCUCCAGGGAAGAGCGGGUGGAGCGGAUCCCCUGGACGGCCCCCGAGUGCCUGCCCGCGGGGAGCAGCAACCUGAGCCCUGCGGCCGACAAGUGGGGCUUCGGCGCCACGCUGCUUGAGAUCUGCUUUGACGGCGAGGCCCCGCUGCAGGGCCACAGCCCCUCCGAGAAAGAGCGCUUCUACCAGAGGCAGCACAGGCUGCCCCAGCCCUCGUGCCCCGAGCUGGCCACGCUCACCAGCCAGUGCCUCAACUACGAGCCGGCCCAGCGCCCCUCCUUCCGCACCGUCCUGCGCGACCUCACCCGGCUGCAGCCCCAGGAUCUGGUGGACGUGGUGGCCGUGAGCCCAGACUCGCCUGCGUCUGACCCCACGGUUUUCCACAAGCGCUACUUGAAAAAGAUCCGGGAUCUGGGCGAGGGUCACUUCGGCAAGGUCAGCUUGUACUGCUACGACCCCAACAACGACGGCACCGGCGAGAUGGUGGCCGUGAAGGCCCUCAAGGCCGGCUGCGGCCCCCAGCUGCGCUCGGGCUGGAGGCGGGAGAUUGACAUCCUGCGCACGCUCUACCACCAGCACAUCGUCAAGUACAAGGGCUGCUGCGAGGACCAAGGUGAGAAGUCGGUGCAGCUUGUCAUGGAGUACGUGCCCCUGGGCAGCCUUCGGGACUACCUGCCCCGGCACAGCGUCGGGCUGGCCCAGCUGCUGCUCUUCGCCCAGCAGAUCUGCGAGGGCAUGGCCUACCUGCACGGGCAGCACUACAUCCACCGGGACCUGGCUGCACGCAACGUGCUCCUGGACCACGACAGGCUGGUCAAGAUCGGCGACUUUGGCCUUGCCAAGGCCGUGCCCGAGGGCCGCGAGUACUACUGCGUGCGCGAGGAUGGGGACAGCCCCGUGUUCUGGUACGCCCCCGAGUGCCUCAAGGACUCCAAGUUUUACUACGCGUCCGACGUCUGGUCCUUCGGCGUCACGCUCUAUGAACUGCUGACGCACUGUGACGCCAGCCAGAGCCCCCCCUCGAAAUUCCUUGAGCUCAUCGGCCUCACCCAGGGCCAGAUGGCGGUGCUGAGGCUGACGGAGCUGCUGGACCGCGGGGAGAGGCUGCCGCGGCCGGACAGGUGCCCCGGCGAGAUCUACCUUCUCAUGAAGAACUGCUGGGAGGCGGAGGCCUCGUUCCGCCCCACCUUCCAGAACCUCGUCCCCGUCCUCAAGGCCCUGCACGAGCAGUACCGAGGCCAGGCGCCCUCGGUGUUCAGCGUGUGCUGAUGCCGCCCGCGCCCCUCGCUCCGUGCCUGACCCCGCGGCCCUGGCUGCCCAGCAAAGCGGGUCGGCCGGGCUCUGCGCGCCUGGGGCUUGGGUCGGCCGGGGUCUGCGCGCCUGGGGCCUGGGGCCAGCGCUGGAACCGCCCAGCAAACCUUGGCUCAGCCCUGGACCCGUGCCGGGUACACCGAGGGCGCUCGCUAACUACUUGCUGUGGGUGCAGUUUCCGGUGGGCCGGGUAGACAGGACUCUGCCAGUUGCCCCCCCUCCGGUCCCGUGCGGCCGCAGACCACGGCUUAGCCUCUCUGGGCCUCAGUUCUGGAUGCUACCUCUUGGAGGCGCUCGUGAGGCGUCGUGUACAAAGUGCCUAGCGGGCGGACGCGCCGCCGACAAGUGCUUAGUAAACGUUUGAUAUU